Molecule: messenger RNA, 3834 nt
Organism: Fulvia fulva
Lineage: Eukaryota; Fungi; Ascomycota; Dothideomycetes; Mycosphaerellales; Mycosphaerellaceae
Product: ATP-dependent helicase fft2
Exons: 1
Coding region: 1-3834 (1277 amino acids)
Cellular component (GO): nucleus
Molecular function (GO): DNA binding; ATP-dependent chromatin remodeler activity; chromatin binding
Source: RefSeq, a predicted model, not a curated record
AUGGCUGACCGACACGAUCCUAUUGUCGAUGACACACCGAACAAGAAGCGUCGACUGAAUUCGCAGCAACCGUCGCAGGGAAAAGCAUGGGACUCGAAUGAUGAUAGCGGGGACGAGUUCAAUGCCGACGAGUUCGAGACUGCUGCCACACUACAAGCACCGCAGAAUAGGAAGAGCGCAUACUCGUCGUUGCAAUUCAACUCAGACCUCGGCUCUGCACAAAGUCCUCAGGCGCACAUCACUCAGCCGACACAAACAUUACCCAUCAAUGGACAUACCACCCAGCCUACGCAGCCGCUCAGGUGGAGGAGUGAUGAGGUGCAGGUCGAGCGGUCGUCGCCGAUGCAGCCGGUGCCCAAACCGCAGUAUAUCGAGCCUAUUGGGCGCGCACCAUUUUCGAAGCCGAACGGCAUCCUCGCAAUGUCAAUGGCUCCGCCUGGCACAGCAUUCCGCAGACCAAAUGGGGUACAGUCGCGACCAGAUACAGUGAACAUCGACAGUGAUGAGGAUCCUCCAGUACAGCAUAGCGAUGACGAGGCGGAGACACAGGGCUUUAGCAGCAAUAUCCGGCCUACAAACUUCAAGCAGGCGGGCAGAGGACUCGACUCGUCGCCAGCGCAACGCGUCAGAGAGUCGCCGCAGUCGAGUUACCGGCCACAGCCACCACAGCCGUCGAAUGGACCAAAGCCUAAUGAGUUCUUGAAUCUCCUCGGCAGCUUCAGCUACAAGGCCACACAACCUGCGCAUGACAUGGCAAGCGCAUACGGCAGCACGUCUAGGGCGCCAAGACCAAUGCAAAGACAGCCUGGUCCGGUGAAGGCAAUCCCGAUAUCGUCUUCGUCACCAACGAUAUCUCCCUACGUCUACCGCACGCUGGACGACAUUCAAGAUUGGAACUUGAAGAACAAGGCCAAGGAGAUUCACAUGACCUUUUCCAACUACAGCAUCGCCCGCUGCAUGGAAGCCCUGACUAAGAACAAGGGCAAUGUCAACGACGCAAUGUCAUGGCUGGUCGUGCAGGAAGAGAAAAGUGAGCAGGACGCAGAGCACGAGAUUGACGAAUUGGCGCGGAGCCCGAAUCAGCGCAAGGGUGUCGCGCAAUCAGUAUCGCAAUCCUACUCGCAAUCUUCGCAACCUCCACGACCCCUGGCGAAGCAGACCGUCAAGGCACCUACUCGCACGAUUGCUGAGAAGUAUCGACGAGCGUCCACGGCCCAGACCAGAGUCGAUUCGGAGUCGGACAGCGAUGAGGAUGUACAACCAAGGAAAGGCAGGAUCAUCCAGCGCAACAAGCCCACGGUCGUCAGCAGUCCGCCUUCUUCACCGCCUGCCUUACUGGACAACCCUCUGCAAAGACGACAAAGGUUGGGCAAAAGGGCAGUCAUCACUAUCGAGGACGAUGAUGACGAUGAUGACGAGGGUGGCGACUCUGGUGUUGAUAGUGAGAGCGAUGUGGAGCCGCAAGGACCUACCAAGCCCAGCAUGCGAGAGGACAUACAGGCUGGUGUCGAAGAGAUUCGUGCUCAGCGGCUGUUGAAGCUGGUCAAUGAGGCCACCGUACAUGAGCUUGCGGAGCUGUCUGGCCAGCAGGAGGACUCUAUCAAGUUCGUGCUGGAGAGCAGACCAUUUGCCGACUUGGAUGAGGUACGUGCGGUGGUACAAGCGACCUUGACUAAGACUGGCAAAAAGUCCAAGAAGACCAGGAACCUUGGCGAGAAGCUUGUUGAAGAUUGCAUGGAAGUCAUGACUGGAUAUGAUGCAAUCGAUGAGCUUGUUGUUCGAUGUGAGAAGAUUGCACAGCCAGUGCAGGACGCGCUACGAGGCUGGGGUGUCGGCGAUUCUGGUGGGGAGCUGCAGGUUAUGAACCUUGACGAGGUACACGACUCUGGUAUCGGGACGCCGUCAAGCUCUGUUGCGCCAAACGAGAACCCUGCCGAAGCAAAGCCAUCUGUAAACAAGCCGAAGGGCAGUUUCAUCGGACAGCCCUCGAACAUGAACCUCGAGCUGAAGAUGAAAGACUAUCAACUGGUGGGCCUUAACUGGCUACACCUGUUGUACUCAAAGGGACUUUCUUGCAUCCUGGCCGAUGACAUGGGUCUUGGCAAGACCUGUCAAAUCAUUGGUUUCCUCUCGUACCUCCAGCUGAAGAAGGUCGAUGGAGUACAUCUCAUCAUCGUCCCAGGCUCAACUUUGGAGAACUGGCUUCGGGAGUUCGAACGGUUCGCGCCCAGCCUGAACGUGCAAGCAUAUUACGGACUGCAAGCAGAACGACUCGGCAUCCAGUAUGAUAUCGAGCAGAAUUGGGACAAGCUCGACGUGAUCGUCACAACAUACGACAUGGCAGUGGGCAAGGAUGAUAACUCAUUUCUCCGCAGGAUGGGCCCAUUCGCUGUCUGCGUGUACGACGAAGCUCACGCUCUGCGCAACCCCAAAUCAAAUAGAUACACACAGCUGGUCCGGGUCCCGGCUGACUUCAAGGUUCUCCUUACCGGAACACCACUACAGAACAACCUCCAAGAACUUGUUGCGAUUCUCGCAUUCAUCAUGCCUGACUUAUUUGAGGAGAAACGUGACGAUCUCGAGUAUAUCUUCAAGCACAAAGCCAGCACGAAAGACACAGCCAGCGCAGCACUGCUUUCGAACGAGCGCAUUGCGCGAGCGAGGACUAUGAUGACGCCUUUCAUCCUUCGUCGAAAGAAGGCUCAAGUCCUUGACCUACCUGCCAAGCACAGCCGUGUUGAGUACUGCGACAUGACCGAUUCACAGGCCAAUUAUUACGCAGACAUAAUUGAUGAAGCGCAGACAUUCUUCCAGCAGAAGGCGACUGGUGCCGUUAAAGGUGCCGCUCGGGAGUCGUCCAACAUCAUCAUGUCAAUGCGCAAGGCCGCCAUUCACCCACUUCUAGCUCGCCGAAUCUAUGACGACAAGAAGCUCGACAAGAUGGUCGCUGCUUUGGCAAAGUCUGACGAGUUCGGCGGCAACCCACCUGACAAGAUCAGGUCUUACAUCGAUGGCACGGGCACAGGUGGCCAGGCAAUCAAGGGCGGCGACUUUGGACUGCACAAGUUCUGCUACGAGCGCGAUGCCAUGAGGAAGAAGUUUGCUCUGAAGAAGAAAGAGUGGAUGGACGCCGGCAAGGUCAAGAAGUUUGAGGAGCUUGUGACGGGUUUCGCCACGAAUGGUGACCGUGUGCUGGUCUUCUCACAGUUUACGACGUUGAUGGACAUCCUGGAGGCCGUACUUGAAGAGCUCAAGAUCAAGUUCAUGCGUCUUGAUGGAUCGACCAAGAUGAGUGAGCGACAGGAUAUGAUCGACCAAUUCUAUGAAGAUGACUCUAUCACCGUCUUCAUGCUUUCAACCAAAGCCGGUGGAGCUGGUAUCAACUUGGCUGCUGCGAACAAAGUCAUCAUCUUCGACUCUGGCUUCAACCCCCAGGACGACAUACAAGCCGAGAACCGAGCACAUCGUGUUGGUCAGACCAGGGAGGUCGAAGUUGUUCGACUCGUCACGCGAGAUACGAUCGAAGAGCAGAUUCAUGCUCUUGGAGAGUCGAAGCUUGCGCUUGAUGAGCGUGUUGCUGGUGAAGGUGCUUCUGCCGCCGAAAGCAAAGAGGCAGAAAAGGCCGGCGAGCAAAUGGUGGAGCAGAUGUUGGCAAAGGACCUUACGAAAGGACCAAAGCUUGAAGAAGAAGAAGAAGAAGAAGAAGAAGAAGAAGAAGAAGAAGAAGCAGAAGAAAGUCAACCAAGUGCAGCAGCUGGAGACAUCAAAGAUGCGUUCAAGGCAGGCAUGGAAGCGAAAGGUGUGAAGGUGGCAUCAAAGCAAGCGCAGUUCUAG